Molecule: messenger RNA, 477 nt
Organism: Chrysochloris asiatica (Cape golden mole)
Lineage: Eukaryota; Metazoa; Chordata; Mammalia; Afrosoricida; Chrysochloridae
Gene: EOLA1
Product: chromosome unknown open reading frame, human CXorf40A
Exons: 2
Coding region: 1-477 (158 amino acids)
Source: RefSeq, a predicted model, not a curated record
AUGAAGUUCGACUGCCUGUCCUUCCGACAGCCCUAUGCCGGCCUGGUACUGAACCGAGUCAAGACCCUGGAGACGCGCUGGCGUCCGCUGCUGAGAGGCCACAGUAGUCGGACCCUGGCCGUGCACAUCGCCCGCAGAGACUGGGAAGAUGACACCUGGCGGGAGGUGUUGCAGGACAGGCUGGGGAUGACCCCGGCCCAGAUCCAGGCCCUGCUGCAGGACGGGGAGCGGUUCGGACGAGGGGUGAUUGCAGGGCUCGUGGACGUGGGGGAGACAGUGCAGUGCCCCGAAGACCUGGCUCCCGAGGAGGCUGCUGAGCUGGAAACGCAAGCCCUGCUUCCAGGCUUACAACACAAGUACCUGACCACACUCUCCAACCCACGCUGGCUGCGGGAGCCCAUACCCAGGGCAGGGGGCAAGGACCUCUUCCAAGUGGACAUCCCGGAACACCUGAUCCCCUCAGGACAGGAGGCCUGA